AUGGGUCCGCUAAGGAGCAACAGCCGUUGCGCGCCCGCCGUCCUCGCGCUCGUUACAAUCACGUUCGCGACGCUCGCCGCGUCGCCGGCAUUCGCGGGGAAGAUCAGGCAGGUGUUCGCGUUCGGCGAUCAGGCGUUCGACACGGGCAUGAGCCGCUUCUUCAGCCAGUCCGUCUGGAAGGCCACCGCGCCGCCUUACGGCCAAGAUUGGGGCAAGAUAUCGGGCCGCUUCAGCAACGGCCGUCUCGUCCUUGACUUUAUCACGUUCCGCCUGGGUCUGCCGAGCCUCUUCGCGUACCACCACGCGCAGCCUGCAGACGCAGAUAGCGUGCAUGCAGGAGCACAAGGACAAGCGCAACUCGAAGCUUCACCACCCCUUCUCACCCUUUUGCACCCCUUCCCAUCCCUCCCUUUUCAGACCCGCAGCCUGCAGACCCAGAUAGCCGUACAUGCUGGAACCCGUAGCUUGCAGACCCAGAUAGCGUACAUGCAGGAGUACGGACAAGCCUUCACCCUCACCUCGCUCCUUCCCACCCCUUCUCAACCCUUUGCACCCCUUCCCAUCCCUACCGCUUGCAGACCCGCAACACGCAGCCUGCAGACCCAGAUAGCGUACAUGCAGGAGUACAAGGACAAGCGCCAGAACAACCCGCAAGUGACACUCGACCAGUCGCUAAUUAUGAUCAGUGCGGGAACCAACAACUACGUGUUGGCGAUUCUUAUGCUGGACCAAUCGCUGAUUAUGAUUAGCGCGGGAACCAACGACUACGUGUUGGCGCUUCUCGGGCAGUCGGGCGGGCAGAGCGUGGAGCAGGUGUUGUCUGCUACGACAGGGGCGAUAAUCAAAGCAGUGCAGGACCUCAAUGCAAUGACCAAGACCACCAAGAUUGUGGUGUUUGACGUGCCGCCCCUCGGGUGCAUCCCAGCCGACCUCAACGCAAUGACCAAGGCCACCAAGAUUGCCGUGUUUGACGUGCCCCUUCUCGGGUGCAUCCCGGCUGUACGCUACUUCAAAAAGACUCCGGCGGGGGAGUGUGACGAGGCGAGCAACAAGAUAGCAUCCGACCUCAACGCAAUGACCAAGACCACCAAGAUCGUGGUUUUCAACGUGCCCCCUCUCGGGUGCAUCCGUGCUGUUCGCUACUUCAAGAAGGCUCCCUCCCUUCUACUGGGGCUGCACUCUCCUCACCACUCUCCACCCCUUUCAACCUCCUCACCAGACCUCAACGCCAUGACCAAGACCACCAAGAUCGUGGUGUUCGACGUACCCCCCCUCGGGUGCAUCCCAGCCGUCCGUUACUUCAAGAAGACCCCCGCGGGGCAGUGUGAUGCGGCAGCGAAUAAGUUAGCCGACCAGCACAACACGGGGGUGCGGGUGAAGCUGGAUAAGCUGAGGCAGCAGGGGGUCACCAAUUUGAUACUCUUCAAACAGAGCACCGUGUAUCGAGUCAAGGGCACCACUGCAGGUGGUUUCAUUGACCAGACGUCAGUUUGCUGCGAAGGUAAAACACCCAGCGGAAAGCUGAUAGCAUGCGGGCAGACGGUGAAAGAGGGCGGCAAGAGCUACAGUGCAACGGCUUGCAAGGACCCGACCAAGUACGUGUGGUGGGACUGGUACAAUCCCACAGAGGCAUUUAAUGAAGUGCUGUCGGGUAUUUUGUGGCACAGCAACAGUGUUUCGUAUGUGUCUCCGUUCGGACUGAAGGCUAUCGUUGACAAGUAG
Messenger RNA from Closterium sp. NIES-65, 1722 nucleotides. NCBI's taxonomy places the organism in Eukaryota, Viridiplantae, Streptophyta, Zygnematophyceae, Desmidiales, Closteriaceae. The record is from the annotation of a GenBank genome assembly.